ACAAGUCAGUCCGGCGUGAAUCGUCGUUGUGACGCGACGUUCUUUGUUGACGUCUGUAGUGCGUCACAGUAAUUUUCAACAUUAAUCAAUAAUAAUGCCGUCUUGUGUCUUUUUAGGUUGUAAAAACUGUUCACAAAAACUAAACAAACGUGACGGAGUAUCUUUUCAUAAAUUCCCAAUUGAUCCUGUUAUACGCAAUUAUUGGGUGUCUAUUGUACGUCAGAACAGAGAGGAUGAGAAGUGGCGUCCGUCUAAGUUUUGUGUUGUCUGUUCAUCGCAUUUCAAGAAAAAGGAUUAUUACUUUACCGAAAACGGUCGUCGGUUGAUUAAAAAGAAAUCAGUACCAAAUUUAGACGAACCAUCUUCACGCUCGUCACGAUCAUCAUCGCCAGAAUCAUCAAGGUUACCUCAAAUGUCUGAGGUUUCAAAGAGUUUUAAAGGUAAAGUUGAAACGCUGAUAUCAGAAAUUGCAGCUGACCAUUCUAAUUCAUCUGAGGCUUCUCCUCCUGAAUUACCUGGGCCAUCUCAUGAAAAUCAAGGUACUGUUACUGAAAUUGAAAUUACCUUAACUCCGUUACAAUUUGGGCAAAUGCCAGAGCAAUCACCUGAAAUAAAGCAACUCCCAAGAGUGGAAGACCCGCAUAUAUAUGCUGUAUACAAUACUUUUUCAAAAGGGAGAUUAAUAGAGGAGUUGAAGAAAUAUCAUUUGCAAAAAAUACAAACUAAAACCAAGUUAAAUACUUUACACCAAAAAAUUCGACGCUUGCAAAAAAGGAAUCUCGCAUUAAACAAUAUUUUGAUGGAUUUAAAAGGAAAAAAAUACAUAAACUGUGAUACAGAUAUAGAAUAAUAAGAAUAGAUACAGAAUAGUAGUUACGUGAGAUUAUAGCAAUCGAAGAUUUGUUUAACUUAAACAUACGCAAAUCUGACAUAUACAAAAUAUAAAAAUUUAAUUAUUAGUUUUAUUUUUACCUUUCGAUAUGAGAACGUCAGGGAAAACACCCUGCCUAUAACUAUAAUUGCCUGCUUCAUCCAAAAUCUUUUGCAAAAUGCAUCCGUGUUAAAAGUGGAUUUGUUCAACAUGCCUUUUUAUGUAACUUUGUUAGCAUUAGGCAUAAAAACAGUUGUGGAAAUUGAACUAAGGGCUGUGGAUUAGGAAAGCAGAGUCACCACUGCGCCUCUGGGCCGCCUGGAAAAUAUUUAUUAAAAAAAUAUAGGGAAAAUGGGGAUUAAAGUCUCAAUUCGGGGGGGCGAUUCCGCUAUUUUACUCGUCGACGAACUUUGCGCUAAAACACGUUUUAGGCGAAUUUGAACUUCAUGUUUUAGGACGGCGUAUUAAAUGUCACUAAUAAAUAUUAAACUAAAGUUCAAAUUGUAAUAAAUGUGAUAUAGGCGAUAAGAUCAUCGACGAGUGUUCAAUACCGGAAUCGCACCCCAGUUAAUCUGAGCACCCCAGAUUACAAAAUCAUACAACUUAACCGCUGUCAGCUUGCGAUACGGAAGCAUUAUUAUGUUCGUAACAUGAGACCGAUGAUCAUCUUGAUGUGUGAGACCACCCGACUUAAUGCGUUCCACUUCAAAUGUAAUAUUAUUGUAAAACAAAUAAAUAAACAGCUGUUCUAAUA
Molecule: messenger RNA, 1625 nt
Organism: Bicyclus anynana (squinting bush brown)
Lineage: Eukaryota; Metazoa; Arthropoda; Insecta; Lepidoptera; Nymphalidae
Product: peroxynitrite isomerase THAP4
Exons: 2
Coding region: 95-850 (251 amino acids)
Molecular function (GO): sequence-specific DNA binding
Source: RefSeq, a predicted model, not a curated record